AGCUUCAAGGUUUUGUUUGCAACGUAUCAUGCCCGCUGCUCAGAAGUCUGCCAAGAAGGCUGCGCCGAAGGACGCGAAGGCGACCAAGGUGGUGAAGGUGUCCACCCGCAAGGCGUACACUCGUCCGCAGUUCCGCCGCCCGCACACCUACCGCAAGCCUGCGACUGCCAAGCCGAGCAACCGCGUGACCGUGGAGUCGAAGGACAUCGCUGCGUUCAACGUGAUCCGCUACCCGCUGACGACGGACAAGGCGAUGAAGAAGAUCGAGGAGAACAACACCCUGACCUUCAUUGUUGACGCCCGCGCCAACAAGACUGAGAUCAAGAAGGCGAUCCGUAAGCUCUACCAGGUCAAGGCUGUGAAGGUCAACACCCUGAUCCGCCCCGAUGGCCUGAAGAAGGCGUACAUUCGCCUGUCUGCGGCCCACGACGCCCUCGACACUGCCAACAAGAUCGGUCUCGUUUAA
Leptomonas pyrrhocoris is the source of this 466-nucleotide messenger RNA. RefSeq names its product putative 60S ribosomal protein L23a. Lineage: Eukaryota; Euglenozoa; Kinetoplastea; Trypanosomatida; Trypanosomatidae. The transcript has a single exon. The record is from RefSeq and is a predicted model, not a curated record. Bases 29 to 466 code for a protein of 145 amino acids. Gene Ontology annotation, cellular component: ribosome; cytosolic large ribosomal subunit. Gene Ontology annotation, molecular function: structural constituent of ribosome; rRNA binding. Gene Ontology annotation, biological process: ribosomal large subunit assembly; translation.